CGAGCAUCACCACCAAGAUGGCCGACGCUAUGGAGGAAUAUGAGAAAGAAGCUGGCUGCGUCCCUAUUCUCCAUCCUGAGGAAAUCAAACCCCAGAGUCAUUACAAUCACGGCUACAGCGAGAAUGUCAGCCGUAAAAACCACGUGGAUGACUACAGCACCUGGGACAUUGUCAAAGCUACACAGUACGGCAUCUUCGAGCGCUGCAGGGAGUUGGUGGAGGCAGGUUUCGAUGUUCGGCAGCCAGACAAAGAAAACGUAACGCUCCUUCACUGGGCUGCCAUCAACAACAGGAUAGACUUGGUCAAGUACUACAUAUCAAAGGGAGCUAUAGUUGACCAACUGGGAGGAGACCUCAACUCCACACCUCUGCACUGGGCUACCAGACAAGGCCAUCUAUCUAUGGUGGUGCAGCUCAUGAAAUAUGGUGCUGACCCAUCUUUGAUCGAUGGCGAGGGCUGCAGCUGCGUCCAUUUGGCCGCCCAGUUCGGCCACACUUCCAUCGUGGCCUACCUCAUUGCCAAAGGACAGGAUGUGGACAUGAUGGAUCAGAACGGCAUGACUCCUCUAAUGUGGGCGGCUUACAGGACACACAGUGUGGAUCCCACCCGGCUGCUACUCACCUUCAACGUGUCUGUCAACCUGGGUGACAAAUAUCACAAGAACACGGCGCUGCACUGGGCCGUGCUGGCCGGCAACACCACCGUCAUCAGCCUGCUGCUGGACGCCAACGCUAACGUCGAUGCACAGAACAUCAAGGGUGAAACACCACUCGAUCUUGCCAAGCAAAGGAAGAACGUUUGGAUGAUCAAUCACUUACAGGAAGCACGGCAGGCCAAAGGCUACGACAGCCCGUCCUACCUGAAGAGACUGAAGAUGGACAAGGAGUUCAGGCAGAAGGUGAUGCUGGGAACGCCCUUCGUGGUCAUCUGGUUAGUUGGUUUCAUCGCUGACCUGGACAUCGACUCCUGGCUGAUAAAGGGCGUCAUGUAUGCUGGUGUCUGGGUUGCAGUGCAGUUCCUCUCCAAGGCUUUUUUUGACCACUCCAUGCACAGCGCUCUCCCUCUGGGAAUCUACCUGGCGACCAAGUUUUGGAUGUACACCACCUGGUUUUAUUGGUUCUGGAAUGAUCUCCCCUUUGCCACCGUCCACGUGCCCUUCCUCAUUAACACCCUGGCUCUGUUCUACAACUUUGGUAAAUCCUGGAAGUCUGAUCCAGGAAUCAUCAAAGCAUCCGAGGAGCAGAAGAAAAAGACAAUUGUGGAGCUUGCAGAGACAGGCAGCCUGGAUCUGAGCAUAUUCUGCAGCACCUGUUUGAUACGGAAGCCCAUUCGGUCCAAACACUGCGCCGUGUGCAACCGCUGCAUUGCCAAGUUUGACCACCACUGUCCCUGGGUGGGGAACUGUGUGGGAAGUGGGAAUCACCGCUACUUCAUGGGUUACCUCUUCUUCUUGCUCUGCAUGAUCUGCUGGAUGAUGUACGGCUGUAUCUCCUACUGGAGGAUCCACUGCGCCACCAGUUACGCCAAGGAUGGUUUCUGGCUCUAUCUGACACAGAUCGCCUCCUGCUCCCCUUGGAUGUUCUGGAUGUUCCUCAACAGUGUCUUCCACUUCAUGUGGGUGGCCGUGCUCAUCAUGUGUCAGCUCUAUCAGAUCGCCGCUCUUGGAAUCACCACCAACGAGAGGAUGAACGCUCGGAGAUACAAGCACUUUAAAGUUACAGCCACCUCCAUCGAGAGCCCCUUUAAUCACGGCUGCAUCAGAAACCUCAUAGAUUUCUUUGAAAUCCGCUGCUGCGGCCUGAUCCGGCCCGUCACGGUGGACUGGACCACACAGUACACAAUAGAAUACGACCAGACGUCUGGCUCGGGCUACCAGCUGGUGUAGAGGAGGAGUAAGAGGAUGAAGAGGGAAGGGGGAGUGUGAGCAAAGCGUGGAUAGAUAAAUGGAAGGAUGACCCUCACUCUCCCUCUCCACCCCUCCUCUGGCGAGCAUAUCUGAGUGAUGGCGUUCUCGUGAGCACCUGCUUUUUGGACCAUCUCUCCCUCACUGAUCAAACAACAACAACAACAACAAAAAAAGAAUCAGCCAGGACUAGCAUGCUGUUACGGGGCAACACCACACCCACCCCCUCCCCCUGGCCUUCACCACCACCACCUUUACUACUAUUACUACUACUAUUACUCUACCUUUGCCGCUGACCAACUCUCUUCCUCUCUUUUCCCGAGCUCUUUGGACGGUGCGUUGCUGCCAGGCACAAAUGACAAGGAGAGAGGAAUUACAAAACUUAAAAGCUCUUCUAUCCGGAGACUCGACACUGCAGAAAAAGUAGAGCCACGAAGAGGCAACGCUGUUCUUUCCCCGUCCCCCACUCGAUAUCUUAUUUAUGGUGUCCCUGUCCGUGUGCCCCGUACAUGUCUGUUUCUGAUUGGUUCGGGCGCUCUGCCGUUCCUGUCACAACUAACUGUGGUGAAAGAUAAAAGAAAGUUGUUUUUUUUAAUAUAUACAUGUAUAUGAAAAAAAAAAAGCAAGAAAUCGUUUUAAAGUAUGAUAGAAAUAAGGGAAAUUCUUUUAAGGUCUUGUUUUUUGUGUUUUUUUGUUUUUAUUCUGCACCGUGAUGAGUUUCCAGCGGAGCUGAUUAUUUGCCAACCAGUGCUGAACUUGUCAUAGGAGAGCGUUUGGUUAAAGGGAGCCGCUGCAGAAGUCCCACUUCUCACCUGCUCGAGUUAAAGCUGCUUUCCUCUCGAGACACAGGCUUAGUGCAAAUAGGAGGGGUUUAACCCCAGAGUAGUUACUGUGCAGUAAGAACGCAGGAUUGGGAGCACACGGAGAGCAACUCCUUCAGCGGCAACCGCUCUAGAAACGUGACAGAAACGAUCCUACAGACAAUGUGAUACUAUGUGAGGUAUAUUUAUUUUCAAACUAUUUAUAGACAAAGUAACUAUGUUCUAGCGCCAUCAUCUUUACAUUUCAGAUCAACUUAGCUGAGUAGGUUUUAUGAGUUAAAAAUGUUAAAAGGCGUGUGUACGUGUAGCUGUAGAAGAUGGAGGGCAGAGACGUUUGCCUGCAAACCCCUGUAGGCGGCUACAGCAAGUGUAUUUAUUACCUGCAGAGUUUAAGAGAAGGCCGCGGGAGGACAGAUGAGUUUACAAGAGUUUCAUUCCGUGUGUUUUUCUUCAGAAGCUGUACAGUCUUAUUUGUUUUGUUUGUUGUGUCAUUUGUCUGCCUACAUUAUUGCACUGAUAUAUUUUUUUUUAAGUUUGAAUUUUUCUUUUUUUUAAAUUUUGGCCAUUACUGAACAGAAGCAGAGCUUCACGCCGACGCUUCCAUUGUUUACACAGAAGGAAAAGGACGGCCCGCCUCACAUCGCUUUAUGUUCGGACCCCCGCACACGCAGCCUGCUCCACAGCAGCAGCAGGAGGAUGACCUGAAAUGUCAAGAAUGUGCAUCUGUACAUAAACAUCAUCUCCCUCUGCUUUUUCUUUUCAUCAGUGUUAGCCCAACAGUGCUCCUGGACCUUUUUUUUUUUUCUUUUCUUGCAUUUGGGGGAUUUCUUCCAAACAAGCCGAAAGGAGAAACUCGAGUGACUAUACUCCAAGUGUAUGACUGUAGCUUUUAGUGAUGUCCGUCACUGCUGUCGAUAGGCGUUUUAACUCUUAAGAAGCUCCACUGCAUGUAUGAUGCUUGGGACAGCCGGGCUGUCGCUGUCCCUAUCGUCGUCUUCUUCAUGGUGACAGCCAAGCGAGCCCUGUGUCUGUAUAUAGUGAAUGUUAAGUAUUUGCAAGUACUUUCCUGCAUUCUGUUCAUUUGUCCUUUUUUAGGUUGCUUUCUCUCAAAUCCAGUGUAUUUAGUGAAAGUUGUCCUUCAGGUCGCCAGCUUUCCAAUGGGACCCUCCCUGUGCAAGCGUGUAAUAUGUUUGAAUGUUCCAUUUUUUGUUUUAUUUUAUUUCUACCUUAUAUACCGCUGGGUUUGUUAUUACCACUGGAUGUACAAAUUGUAAAGCAAAGACACUAGAGAACUAAGGCAGAUGCCAUUUUUGUUUUAUUUUGGUUCUGUUUUUUAAAAGCUGAAAUGUGAUCAUGCAAUAGUUUUAAGGAUAGAGGGAGGUUAUAUUAUAUGAAGGCCUCCAAAACUUUUGAGCCUAGUGUUUGCAUCAUCAGAAUGGGACGGUUAUGUCAUCAUUACACGUUUCAAGCCUCCAUCUUUACUAACCGCUGAUGUCACUGCUGCCCUAUGAACAUGACACACAGCAGCUUUGUUUUGUGUGCUUUAACGGUCAGAAGGCCCUAACCCAGCUGUACAUUUCAUAUCAGUAACUAGCCUCUUGUGUUCUAAUAAUGCCUUUUAAGCGAACAUAGAUAUAUGUAGGCUAGUUUUGUUUUUUGUUUUUCUUUAGGGCAGUUCACCACUUCAGGCUCACACAGGACAUGAAUUCAAAGCCAUCUCAGUCCUCACUAGUUCUUCCAGCAGCCUAAAAAGUCUCUUGUCUCCCCCGCCCCCUCCUCUCUCACCUUCACCAUGUGGGAUAGUAAAAGCAGAAAAAAAAGAAAGCACAUAAUCAUCUCCAGUGCCUCUUUGCCCACCUCCAGACAUCACUGUUACUCCGCUUCAGAUGUAAACAUAUGGGCAUGGUUCAGUUUUAAUGGCUUUAAUAAUAAAAUACAGUCAAAUGUGA
Messenger RNA from Oreochromis niloticus (Nile tilapia), 4674 nucleotides. RefSeq names its product zDHHC palmitoyltransferase 17 (gene zdhhc17). The record is from RefSeq and is a predicted model, not a curated record. The transcript has 17 exons. Lineage: Eukaryota; Metazoa; Chordata; Actinopteri; Cichliformes; Cichlidae. The coding region runs from base 18 to 1886 and encodes 622 amino acids. Gene Ontology annotation, molecular function: palmitoyltransferase activity; protein binding.